AACAUUCAAUCAUGGCGUCCUCCUGUCCGCCAACAGGCAACGUGAUCCUUCGAUAAAAUGAGAAAGUUUGUCUUCACUUAGACAACAAAAGUCUUUAUAUUUUAAAAUUAGCCAUCCUGCAUUCUACAUUCUACAUUAUCUGCAUUCUGGGACCUUUUUCUGUUCCGAGGCUCUUCUGAAAGCACCAUAUAGAUGGCGUCAUUCAAACCCACAAAAAUCCCGGUUUAUCCAAAACUCGGAGAAAAGGUCACGCAGGACACACUUUACUGGAAAAACUACAAGGCACCUGUCCAGAUAAAAGAAUUUGGAGCAGUCUCAAACAUAGACUUUUCUCCUGUGGCUCCACAUAAUUAUGCUAUAACUGCCUUUACAAGAAUCCACAUCUAUGGGCCCUGCUCCCAAGAGCCUGUCAAGACAUUUACCCGAUUCAAGGACACGGCUUAUUGUGGCAGAUUCAGGUCAGACGGCCAGCUGCUUGUGGCAGGAUGCGAAGACUCGGUUGUCCGACUGUUUGAUGUCAGCGGCAAGGUGGCGCUAAGGAUGUUUAAAGGGCACACAAAGGCUGUACAUGUCACUGACUUCACCUCAGACCGUUACCAGAUCUUCACCGGGUCCGACGACUACACCUGCCGACUGUGGGACAUCCCAAAUGCAGCUGAGCUCACCACCUACCAGGAACAUACAGACUACAUUCGCUGUGGUGUUGCCAGCAAACUCAACAGAGAUCUCUUCAUUACCGGAUCAUAUGACCACACUCUGAAAGUGUUUGAUGCCAGAGCAGAUAAGAGUGUGAUGACCAUGGAGCACGGGCAGCCGGUGGAGAGCCUCCUUCUUUAUCCCUCUGAGGGACUCCUCGUCUCAGCAGGUGGGCGCUAUGUCAAAGUGUGGGAUUUAUUGAAAGGAGGUCAGCCCCUGGUGUCCCUGAAAAACCAUCAUAAGACCGUCACCUGUUUGGCUCUCAGCAGCAAUGGACAAAGACUGCUCUCUGCAUCUCUGGACAGGCAUGUGAAGGUCUACAACACAACCAGCUAUAAAGUGGUCCACAACUUUGACUAUGCUGCUGCAAUCCUCAGUCUGGCUUUGGCUCCGGAUGAUGAGUCCAUUGUUGUGGGAAUGACCAACAGUAUUCUGAGCAUCAAACACAGAAAACACACCGAAGAGUCAAUGGAAAUAAUGAGCCAACAGAGGCGGCGUCCGUCGUAUCGUGUCUUUGUGAAAGGGAAAAAUUAUGUCCCAAAACAAGAUGAUUAUCUUGUCAGCAAGCCAGUUAAAGAACAUUUGGCCAAAUAUGACAGGCAGCUCAAGAAAUUUAACGUAUCCAAAGCUUUGGAUACAGCCUUGGAGACGUGGUUUAGAUGGAGGAAGCCAGAGAUAACUGUGGCUGUAAUGAAAGAGCUGAAUCGCAGAGGAACUCUAAAGAACGCACUAGCAGGAAGAGAUGAGGAGCAGCUCUCUCGGUUACUCCACUUCGUCAUCGGAAAUGUGGUCGACACCAGGUUCGCCCCCAUUCUCGUAACUGCAGCGGAGAUGAUCCUUGACAUCUAUAAGUCUGUGAUUGGUCAGUCGGUGCUGAUCGACCGGCAGCUGCUGCGCCUGCAGAACUUGCUGGAGACAGAGAUCAACUUGGAGCGGGAGCUUCUUGAGGUCCUGGGAAUGUUGGACACCAUGUUUGCCACCUCCAUCGCCCGUAAGGAGGUGCCGACCUCCGACAUUGGCAGAUAUAAUGGCCUGGCUCAGGGAGAAGUGAGCAGCUCGAGACCAGAGCUUCAAGUCACCUGAGAUCGACUGAGAGGAAGAACUGAUUUUAGACUGUGUUAGGGUGAUUUUUAUAAAAUCUCGAUUGGAGGCAUCAGAAUCGUUUUCUGUGUAUAAACAUCACCAAACAAAAUUUUUUUUAUCAGAUCUGUGUUGUGUCCCACAUUUUUGCCCAGUGAUAGAUAUGAGGUUCAUAUGAUAUGAGGCUGCUAUUUGUUAUAGAGCAAAGUCUUUUAUCAUUAAACAAAGAUCUUUUGACUGAACUAA
Messenger RNA from Girardinichthys multiradiatus, 2022 nucleotides. RefSeq names its product UTP15 small subunit processome component (gene utp15). The coding region runs from base 193 to 1779 and encodes 528 amino acids. Gene Ontology annotation, molecular function: protein binding. Gene Ontology annotation, biological process: positive regulation of transcription by RNA polymerase I; rRNA processing. The transcript has 12 exons. The record is from RefSeq and is a predicted model, not a curated record. NCBI's taxonomy places the organism in Eukaryota, Metazoa, Chordata, Actinopteri, Cyprinodontiformes, Goodeidae. Gene Ontology annotation, cellular component: nucleolus.